Molecule: messenger RNA, 760 nt
Organism: Telopea speciosissima
Lineage: Eukaryota; Viridiplantae; Streptophyta; Magnoliopsida; Proteales; Proteaceae
Product: 7-methyl-GTP pyrophosphatase-like
Exons: 9
Coding region: 69-683 (204 amino acids)
Molecular function (GO): nucleoside triphosphate diphosphatase activity
Source: RefSeq, a predicted model, not a curated record
GUUUCAGGCUCUCAAGUGUUAGCUUAAGUAAUUGAGAAAAGCUGAAAAAGGAGAAAGGAGAGAUAGAUAUGGCUACAAAGACUAAACCGUUCAAGAUAAUAUUGGGAUCAUCAUCUCUGGCUCGUCGACAAAUUCUAGCUGAGAUGGGAUAUGAGUUCAAAGUCAUGACUGCAGACAUAGAUGAGAAAAGUAUUCGGAAGGAAAAGCCAGAAGAAUUGGUGAUGGCACUAGCUGAGGCAAAGGCAGAUGCUAUUACUUCAAGGCUACAAACUUCAGAAUAUAAAGAGAAUGAUGCUGAGGCAACACUUUUAAUUACCGCUGACCAAGUGGUGGUCUAUGAAGGCAAAAUUAGAGAAAAGCCAUCCAGCAAGGAAGAAGCACGUCAAUUCAUCAAAGACUAUUCUGGUGGGCAUGCUGCGACAGUUGGAUCUGUACUUGUUACCAACCUUAAGACAGGAACCAGAAAAGGAGGAUGGGACAAAGCAGAGAUUUAUUUCCAUGAAAUUCCAGACGAGGUCAUGGAUAAUCUGAUCGAGGAGGGAAUUGUGCUCAAUGUUGCAGGGGGCCUUGUUGUGGAACAUCCACUGAUAAUACCCUUGGUUGAAGCAGUGGUAGGGACGAGAGACAGCGUGAUGGGUCUCCCGAAGGCUCUAACGGAGAAUCUCCUACAAGAGGCCCUGUAGCUGUUGCAGUUGCCCCUGACAUCACUCCAGAUUUAUCAGUAUAUAUGUUGGAGUUGAACCUGUGGACAAAAACUCUG